AAUGGAUUAAGAGAGGCUCGAAGCGAAGCAAGACCAGUGAAUGAAGGGGUAAGCCCCGACCGCGCCAUGGCGGCAGUCUCCUCGCCUCUCAUCCACUCUUGCCUCCGAUCCCAUUCUCCUCGUCUCGCCAGUUUGUUCCUUCCCUCGACUCUACUACGGAGGCCUCCUCACCACUUCAAAUCUUUGCCGACCGGUAGUUGCCGCAGACUCGCCGUUGCAUCCUCUUUUACCUCCUCCGCAGUGGAAUCGGAUCCUCGUCUGGCAGUCGGUCCGGCAGUCGAGGUGAGCGAUGGGACCUCCGAGGUCAAAAAAGAGGAAGAUUUAGUGGAGCAAAGGAUCAUCCUUCCAACUAAUGAGUCAUCCGAGAAACUACUCCGGAUUCGCCACACGUGUGCACAUGUUAUGGCGAUGGCUGUUCAGAGGCUCUUCCCUGGUUCUAAAGUGGCCAUAGGUCCGUGGAUAGAUAAUGGCUUUUAUUAUGAUUUUGAUAUGGAGCCUUUGGCGGAUAGAGACCUAAAGAGAAUAAAGAAGGAAAUGGAUCGAAUUAUUAGUCGGAAUCUGCCGUUAAUAAAAGAAGAAGUCUCCAGAGAAGAGGCCAAGAUACGGAUUAUGGCUCUUAAUGAGCCUUAUAAGUUGGAAAUAUUGGAAAGUAUAAAGGAAGAGCCUAUUACGAUUUAUCAUAUAGGAAACGAAUGGUGGGAUCUUUGUGCUGGACCCCAUGUGGACUCAACUGGACAUAUAGACAAAAAGGCUAUUGAACUGGAAUCUGUUGCUGGAGCCUACUGGCGAGGUGAUGAGAAUAAACCCAUGUUGCAAAGGAUAUAUGGAACAGCAUGGGAGACUGAAGAACAUUUAAAAGCUUUCCUUUAUUUAAAGGAAGAGGCAAAGCGACGUGAUCAUAGGCGUCUUGGUCAGGAUCUCGAUCUGUUCUCUAUACAGGAAGAUGCAGGUGGAGGGUUGGUGUUUUGGCAUCCAAAAGGUGCCAUCAUGAGGCACCUUAUUGAAGAUACAUGGAAAAAAAUUCAUCUGGACCAUGGUUAUGAGCUACUUUACACUCCCCAUGUUGCCAAGGUUGAUCUAUGGAAAAUCAGUGGCCACUUGGAAUUUUACAGAGAAAAUAUGUAUGAUCAGAUGAACAUAGAAGAUGAACUCUAUCAACUUAGGCCAAUGAAUUGUCCUUACCACAUAUUGGUUUACAAAAGGAAACUGCAAUCAUACAGGGAUCUUCCCAUCAGAGUUGCUGAGUUGGGAACAGUAUACCGAUACGAAUUGUCUGGUAGCUUGCAUGGACUGUUUCGGGUGCGAGGGUUUACUCAGGAUGAUGCACACAUUUUCUGUUUGGAUGACCAAAUUAAACAUGAGAUCAGGGGUGUUCUUGAUUUAACAGAGAAGAUAUUGCUUCAAUUUGGUUUUAGAAAGUAUGAAGUUAAUCUUUCAACCCGGCCAGAGAAAUCUGUUGGCAGCGAUGAUAUAUGGGAAAAAGCAACUUCUGCCUUAAGAGAUGCUCUCGAUGACAAAGGUUGGCAUUAUCAGAUUGAUGAAGGUGGUGGUGCUUUCUAUGGUCCAAAAAUUGAUCUAAAGAUUGAAGAUGCUCUUGGAAGGAAAUGGCAAUGCUCAACAGUGCAGGUUGAUUUCAAUCUGCCAGAGCGGUUUGACAUGUCAUAUGUUGACUCCAAUGCUGAAAAGAGACGUCCUAUUAUGAUCCACAGAGCUGCGCUUGGGUCCCUUGAGAGAUUUUUUGGUGUCCUUAUAGAGCAUUAUGCUGGCGACUUUCCACUAUGGAUUGCUCCGAUCCAAGCUCGGAUUUUACCUGUAACUGAUACUGAGGUCCAGUACUGCACUGAGAUUGUCUCAAAACUCAGUUCUACAGGCAUUCGAGCUGAGAUAUGCCAUGGUGAGCGCCUACCGAAACUCAUAAGGAAUGCAGAAAAACAGAAAGUGCCUUUGAUGGCUGUUAUUGGGCCAAGAGAAGUCGAGACUCACACAGUAACUAUUAGGUCAAGGUUUGGAGGUGAACUAGGAACCAUGACGAUUGACGAGUUCAUCAGUAGAAUCAAGUCGGCAGCGGAAAAAAGAAGAUUCUUAUAAAAAGCUUAUGAAUCAUCCUAACCAAGUUUGUUCAGUCAUCAAAAAAACUUAGAUGUAUGCUCAAACAUAGCCAUGCAAAUUUUGUGCAUUAUUUUCUGUGACUUAGAUACUAUUUUGUAUGCACUAUAUAUUUUGUUUGAUCGUUUAAAAACGCAGUGGAAAAUGCUUUUAAGACA
Molecule: messenger RNA, 2264 nt
Organism: Zingiber officinale
Lineage: Eukaryota; Viridiplantae; Streptophyta; Magnoliopsida; Zingiberales; Zingiberaceae
Product: threonine--tRNA ligase, chloroplastic/mitochondrial 2-like
Exons: 8
Coding region: 67-2088 (673 amino acids)
Biological process (GO): threonyl-tRNA aminoacylation
Cellular component (GO): cytoplasm; mitochondrion; chloroplast stroma
Molecular function (GO): ATP binding; threonine-tRNA ligase activity
Source: RefSeq, a predicted model, not a curated record